Molecule: messenger RNA, 2410 nt
Organism: Trichomycterus rosablanca
Lineage: Eukaryota; Metazoa; Chordata; Actinopteri; Siluriformes; Trichomycteridae
Gene: las1l
Product: LAS1 like ribosome biogenesis factor
Exons: 14
Coding region: 88-1827 (579 amino acids)
Biological process (GO): maturation of 5.8S rRNA; maturation of LSU-rRNA
Cellular component (GO): preribosome, large subunit precursor; Las1 complex
Molecular function (GO): endonuclease activity
Source: RefSeq, a predicted model, not a curated record
GCCCCCUGGAGAACCUCGGCCCCCUGGUUGAGCACCACUGUCCUAUCGUACGAGCAGCUGCUGCAGAAGGUGGAUUGGUGUGAGGAGAUGAAGCGGAAGCGGGUGGAGAAGAGGACGGAAGUGGUGGUAGCGUGGUUAAACCGUGCAGAGUGGGAGCAGGUGGUGGAGCAGCUUUACUCCACAGAUCAUCAGCUCCAGUCCCACAGCCUGCACAGACUCUCAGCGUGGAGGAGCAGAUUCGGACCCAGCACCCCGGUGGCGGUGGAGUCCACGGCUAAUCUGGUUCGUUGUCAGAUUCUGGACCACAGUGGACGACUGGAGGGAGACGAUCUGGUGCUGCUGUACGGCAUGGCCCUCACCAGGUUUGUUAAUCUGAUACUGGAGAGGAAACAGGGCAAAGUGGCCAAACCACUGAGACGUCUCGCCAGCAACUUGAAUAUUCCAGAGUGGAUCGUGAAUCUGAGACAUGAUAUGACCCACCGCAGGCUGCCCACACUCAAAUGGUGUCGCAAAGGAUGCGAGUACGUCUUAAACUGGCUCCGGCAGGAGUUCUGGUCUCGGCAGCUCAGCAGCAUCUCGGACUGGAACUCUUCCUCGGAGGAGGAGGAGGAUGACGAGGAUGCCGAGGAGAGGACGAAGAAGCGAGAGGAGGAAGUGGUCAUCAGACAGAAGGAAAUUGAGAGACACAAGCGAGCGAGAGAGCUCCUCAUCUCCUACGAACGAGAACAGUUUCAGGUCUAUGAGGAGAUGCUGAAGCGGGGUUCGGCUCACGGUUCAUGGCCUGAAGCCAGCGCAGAUCUCAGCUGGAUCCUGGCUCAGAUCCAGCAGUUCAACUCCGAGUCCAGGGAGAUUCUGAUAGACGUGCUCGUGCAGGACGGGUUUCUGAUCCCUACAGCGGAGCAGCUGGAGUCGCUUGAUAUCGAUCCGUCAGAGGACCUGCUGGACCCCGCCACCCCCUGUGUUCCGAGAGCGUUCCUCCGGUUCUGGUUGCCGCUCCUGAAGCUGCUGAACUCGAGCCCGUUCAUCGGUCAGCUCCUGACCAGGCUGUUCGCCGAGCUCGGACGCGAACCGACCAAUCACAGAGCUUAUUACAGCUCCGCCUGGAUCGGCGAGAUCCUGUCCGGCAGCGGCAAGGCUUCGGGUGAGUCCAAGGCGGGCAGGAAGAUGAGGGCGGCGAGGGAGACCAUCUUCGCUAACCGGACGCCCUUCAGGUGGCACGAGCUCCUGUCCGCGUGCGUGAGCGCGCCGUGUGCGGCCACGGCGUUCCUGCUACGACAAAUCCUAAUGAGCAUGGACAAGCCCCUCCCCCCGAGCACACAGCGCAGCCUGCUCCGCCUCUGCGCCAUCUACACGCAGGGUCGCCUCGGCGACGGCUCGCCCGGCGACGCCGACCACGCCCAGCCCGUCUACACCGUAGAAAGCCUGCAGGAGCGAGUGGGCGUGGCCGCGCCAAACAGGCACGCCCUCUGUGCCGAUCGGGCUGCAGGAUCGCCGCAGGCCACGCCCGUACGGGAGGUUCGGGAGCAGCCGAGUGCGGAAAGCGUCCAGGAAAGGAACGCGGCGUUACGCGGCUCGCCGUGGAGCGUGUGCACAGAUAAGGUGCAGUGGGGCCGGUACCCGUUGGGGAAGGUCCCGGGGCAGACGGACGACCCGGCGUGUCUGAUGGUGGAGAUGUACAGCACGCUCAACGUGUUCGACCAGCAGGUCAAAGGUCACACACACCACGCCACAGACGGUGCACCUCUACAGAACAGACCCGGAUCAGAAGGACUUGUGUGGACGCAGAACGACUUAAACAAGAUCAAAGCCGGAUUAAAACUCUUCUAACACACACACACACACACACACACACACACACACACUGCAGUGUACGUCGGCGCUCCCUAAAGUGUUUACUGAGGCUCCCAUCCAGGGCUGGAGCACAAUCUGCCCUAAAUGUAGAUAAUUGUGGCCACUUUAUUAGGUACACCUAUUUACCUAUCCCAGCCAAUCAUGUUAACGUAAUGUGUGGGUAUACAAGUACUGACUGUAGAUCUGGGUGUUUGAACGUCCUGACAACACUGCUGCACCUAAUGUGCUUGCACCAGAACAACACGCACCACCAUGACGUCACCAUGUGACGGUUGGGAUAUUAGGAAGGCUAUGUGAUGAGGUAUCAGCUGGGCUACAGUCAGUAGUUGUAUACUCAGAUGUUAAAAAAUACACAUACACAACAUGAUCUGUAGAUCUCUGAGUUUCAUAAGUCAUUAUUUUAUUUGGGGUGCUGUGAACAGGGUCGGAUCCACUGGUGCGCGUCCAUAUGUUCAUCACUAGUCCCCCAAGUGUACGUUCUAGUCUGUGUGUACCUUCAGAAGCAUGAACCAGUGUUACACCUUGUUGUUUUAUAUUAAACUAAUUUUGAUGGAAACAA